GAAAUUCCGUUAACAUUUUGCACAUCAUGUUGCGCAAAUGCCUGAGCAGUCUGGUGUCCGCUCAACGCCAGAUGCAACCCCUGUCACGGUUGAUGCAUCAUCAAGUGCCCGCCAAUCGACCCCCAAAGAUUCUAAUCACGGGUGGUCUAGGACAGCUGGGCAUUGAGUGUGCCAAGCUGUUGCGCUCCCAGUAUGGUAAUGAUAGUGUAAUACUCUCAGAUAUCAUAAAGCCCAGUCAGGCGGUCCUUGAAAAUGGUCCAUAUAUCUUUGCGGACAUUCUGGACUUUAAGGGAUUGCAGAAGAUUGUCGUGAAUCAUCGCAUUGAUUGGCUUAUACACUUCUCGGCACUUCUCAGCGCUGUGGGCGAACAAAAUGUGCCUCUGGCAGUGCGGGUCAACAUUGAGGGUGUGCACAAUGUCAUUGAGUUGGCCAAACAGUAUAAGCUGCGCAUCUUUGUGCCCAGCACAAUUGGCGCCUUUGGACCCGAUAGUCCCCGCAAUCCCACACCGAACGUAACGAUACAAAGGCCCCGCACUAUUUAUGGCGUUUCCAAGGUGCAUGCCGAACUGAUUGGAGAAUAUUAUUAUCACAAAUUCGGUUUGGAUUUCAGAUGUCUACGCUUUCCGGGCGUCAUUUCCAGCGAUCCACCAGGCGGCGGCACCACGGAUUAUGCUGUUUCUAUUUUCCAUGAUGCACUGCGUCAUGGCAAACACACAUGUUACCUGAAACCCGACACACGUCUGCCCAUGAUGUAUAUUGAGGAUUGCCUGCGUGCCUUGUUUGAGUUUAUGCGAGCACCCAGCGAGCAGCUGAAGCGUCGCGUCUACAAUGUAACUGCCAUGUCGUUUACGCCCGAGGAGCUGGUCGAAGAAUUAAGUAAACAUGUGCCACAUUUGCAUGUGGUCUAUAAACCGGAUAGUCGGCAAUUGAUCGCCGAUUCCUGGCCCGAGGUGUUCGAUGAUUCAGAAGCACGACGCGAUUGGAAUUGGCAGCAUAAAUAUGACCUGAACAAUCUGGUCGAUUUCAUGGUCAAGGAUGUGCAGGAGAACUACAUCGAUGUUGAGAAUGGAAAGAGUGCUAAAGCUAGCAUCUAAGCACCGUGCACAACUGGGAAAAACCGCAUCUAGUAUUCCACAAAGAAUCUAAUGGCAUUUAAAAGCAUUUACCUUUUGGAAGUUAUGUACAAUUUAAAUUCUCUUUACGCAAAUAUAGAAAAUUUACAACGCACUUGGUUUAAAUAAAA
Drosophila innubila is the source of this 1243-nucleotide messenger RNA. RefSeq names its product L-threonine 3-dehydrogenase, mitochondrial (gene Tdh). Bases 27 to 1094 code for a protein of 355 amino acids. Gene Ontology annotation, molecular function: L-threonine 3-dehydrogenase activity. The record is from RefSeq and is a predicted model, not a curated record. The transcript is spliced from 6 exons. NCBI's taxonomy places the organism in Eukaryota, Metazoa, Arthropoda, Insecta, Diptera, Drosophilidae. Gene Ontology annotation, biological process: L-threonine catabolic process.